Molecule: messenger RNA, 3667 nt
Organism: Urocitellus parryii (Arctic ground squirrel)
Lineage: Eukaryota; Metazoa; Chordata; Mammalia; Rodentia; Sciuridae
Gene: Med26
Product: mediator complex subunit 26
Biological process (GO): positive regulation of gene expression; regulation of transcription by RNA polymerase II
Cellular component (GO): nucleus; mediator complex; core mediator complex
Molecular function (GO): transcription coregulator activity
Source: RefSeq, a predicted model, not a curated record
ACUGGAGUUUGGUUCUCGAGGCGGCGGCAGCGGCGGCGGCGGCUCCGGCGGCUCCUCCUCCUCCUUCGGUGGCGGCGGCGGCCCGGGCCCGACCCCCGGCCCCGGCUCCCCUCUCCGCCACCCCGCGCGCCCCCACCUACCCCGGCGCCGCGGGGAACAUGCGGCUCCGCUCCCGGAGGCCGGAGAGUGAGUGACCCCCGUCCCCCGCCUCAGCCCGCCCGCCCGCUGGCCCGGCCGCUCCCCCCCGCCUCGCCCAGGCAAUGACAGCGGCUCCGGCGUCUCCGCAGCAGAUCAGGGACCGGCUGCUGCAGGCCAUCGACUCCCAGAGCAACAUCCGGAACAUGGUGGCGGUGUUGGAAGUCAUCUCCAGCCUGGAGAGAUACCCCAUUACCAAAGAGGCAUUGGAGGAAACACGACUUGGGAAGCUCAUCAACGACGUCCGUAAAAAAACCAAGAACGAGGAGCUCGCCAAGCGGGCAAAGAAGCUGCUGCGCAGCUGGCAGAAGCUCAUUGAGCCAGUGCACCAGAAUGAGGCAGCGCUGCGGGGGCUGGCCGGGGCCGCUGGCUCAGCCAAUGGGGGUGCCCACAACUGCCGGCCGGAGGCGGGGACGGCUGGCACACCCAAGAGCAUCCAUGACCUGAAGAACCGCAACGACAUCCAGAGGCUGCCUGGGCAACGGCUGGACAGGCUGGGCAGCCGCAAGCGCCGGGGGGACCAGCGUGACCUUGGACACCCUGGGCCACCUCCCAAGGUUUCCAAAGCUACUCAUGACCCCCUAGUCCCCAACUCAUCCCCACUCCCCACCAAUGGGAUCAGUGGGAGCCCAGAGAGCUUCCCCAGCCCCCUGGAUGGCAGUGGGCACUCGGGCUCUGAAGGCAGCCGCCUGGAGCCCAGCGAGAACGACAAGCACAGCAGCAAGAUCCCUGUCAACGCCGUGCGGCCGCAUACCAGCUCCCCAAGCCUGGGCAAGUCCCCUGGACCCUGCUUGCAGACAAAGGCUUCAGUGCUGCAGCAGCUGGACAGGGUGGACGAGACUCCAGGCCCUCCCCACCCCAGGGCUCCCCCUCGCUGCUCUUUCAGCCCCCGGAACUCACGGCAUGAGGGCUCCUUUGCCCGGCAGCGGAGCCCAUAUGCACCCAAGGGCUCUGUGCCCAGCCCCUCACCACGGCCCCAGUCGCUCGAUGCUACACAGGUGCCAUCACCGCUUCCACUGGCCCAGCCAUCCACACCGCCUGUGCGGAGGCUAGAGCUGCUCCCCAGCACGGACAGCCCUGUGCGCUGGCUGGAGCAGUCUGAGGGCCACCAGCGGCUGGUGGGGCCAGGCUGCAAGGCAGGGCUGCUUCCAGCUGAAUCCCUCCUGUCACGGGCGGGUUUCUCCCCAGACUCCUCCAAGGCAGACAGCGAUGCUGCUUCCUCUGGUGGCUCGGACAAUAAAAAGAAAAAGAGGUACCGACCUCGAGACUACACGGUUAACUUGGACGGGCAAAUGGCUGAGACGGGCGUAAAGCCCGUCCGGUUAAAAGAGCGGAAGCUCACCUUUGACCCCAUGACAAGACAGAUCAAACCUCUGACCCAGAAAGAGCCAGUGCGGGCAGACAGCCCUGUGCACACAGAGCAGCCACCUAGGACAGAACUGGAUAAGCAGGAGGCCAAGGCUAGCCUCCAAAGCCCCUUUGAGCAGACGAACUGGAAGGAGCUGUCGCGCAACGAGAUCAUACAGUCCUACCUGAGCAGGCAGAGCAGCCUACUCUCGUCAUCAGGCGCACAGACCCCAGGGGCUCACCACUUUAUGUCUGAAUACCUGAAGCAGGAGGAGAGCACCAGGCGAGGGGCCAGGCAGCCACAUGUGCUGCUGCCUCAUGGGCCGCCCACGGACCUUCCCGGGCUGAGCCGAGAGGUAACGCAGGACGAUCUUGACAGAAUCCAGGCCCACCAGUGGCCAGGGGUGAACGGGUGUCAGGACACACAGGGUAACUGGUAUGACUGGACACAGUGCAUAUCACUCGACCCGCACGGUGACGACGGGCGGUUGAACGUUCUGCCUUAUGUCUGCUUGGACUGACAGGCCCGUUGGCCACAAAGUGCAUUCCCACCUUGCAGUAGCCAGGGCAGGCGGGUGGCUGGGCCCAGCUGCCUCCAGCAGUUGGCAACCCAGGAAGUCCAGCCCAGGUGGGAGGGAGGGGGCGGGAGUCACGCGGUCUCUGCGCUCUUCCCUCCAAACUCCUCCUUUUGUGAAAUGCUGCUACCAGUUUACUAACAAAAUUGAAAAGGAAGGACCGCGCAGAAGGAAGGACGGCAAAGUGAGUUCAGAACUCUACAGCAAACCAGCUAUAAAAAGCGUUAGUCCCCUAUCCCGGAAGAGGUGCAGACACUCUCCAGCACCUGAACACUGGGACCUCAGUUGCAGGCAGGCACAGGAGAGGUUACGUUUAACACAGCGACAGACGUAUGCAUCUCAUCUCUGUAUUUUCUGUUCUUUGAUUUAGCCCAGUGUCUGUGAGACAGCGGGUUGCACCUCAGCCUGUGUUCACACCCCACCCAGCCACUGGCCAGCCAGUGUUUUCCAUCAUGCGCUGGAAGCUUCUUGGCUGUGGCGAGCCACUGGCAAUAUGCAGGCUGGCCAAAGGGCCAGCUAGCUUAACCCACACUCCAUGGGCAUCCACCCAUUUGUAUCUGGUUUCAGUUAAAACCCAGUUCUUAAAGAAAUGCUGCAGAAAUUUAAGUUUUCUUGAGUUUAUUUUCAUCCUUUAUUCCUUCUGACCACCAGCCAAAUAAAUUUCCUUUCCUUCUCCCUUUUCUUUUUCCUUCCUAUGCAUAUCUAGAAAAUUUCACCUUUCUGGAGCGCCCCCCCCCCCAAAAAAAAAAAAUCCCAACCAACCAACUUAGAGUAACCGCGGGUGCUACUGGUGUGUAAGCUGUACUGCUGGGCAAGAGGGGAGACCUGUCUGUACGCUGGAAACACUCAUAACCAUUCCUUUAGAUUCGUUUGCCUUAUGGUUAUUUGUCAUAAACGCGAUUUGCAAAAACAAGGAGCCUUAGUGAAUGUACAGUACCUAGACUUCUGUGUUCUCAGGACACAGAAGGGAGCAACUUUGCUAUUUGGUCCAGUAAGUGGACACCUUGUGAUAUAAAUGUGGAAAUAAAAAAAAAAAAAAAAAAAACAUUUGCACAACCAGUCUGGAAGUCGUUUCUCAUUUGAAUCUUCACCACUAAUCAGCCCUGUCCUGGAUUAUGGCUUAGCCAGGGAGUCCCACAUCUAGACUUGCAGGCUCAUAAGGCAAGUAGGUUACAGUUUUCAAGUUGCCUGUUAGCUUUCUGCUGCAUUUAGUGGACUUUUACUUGUCUUUCUUUCAGAGCUACCUGCUAGCUUAGGGCAACAGUCCACAAAACAGUAUCAGGGAAUGUUACCCUGUCUCAUCCAGACUUCACCUACCCCACAGAGAAGCCCUCUACAGCAGGCUCCAUAGCUCAAGUUCAGUAUUUUAUCCCACAAAUACUUUUAAUUCUUAACAUGGCAUGGCCCAGAGGUGCAGAGCUGUGUGUCAGGCAUCUCAGCCCUGGGCUGCCAGCUCCUCAUGCAUGCCUGAGGCUGCCUUAAUACCUGGUUGGUGAUGGGGUUUUUUUUGUUUUGUUUUGUUUUGGGUGGUACUGGGGAUUGAACCCACA